Messenger RNA from Gracilinanus agilis (Agile Gracile Mouse Opossum), 1008 nucleotides. RefSeq names its product SS nuclear autoantigen 1 (gene SSNA1). The transcript is spliced from 3 exons. The record is from RefSeq and is a predicted model, not a curated record. The coding region runs from base 109 to 465 and encodes 118 amino acids. Gene Ontology annotation, cellular component: ciliary basal body; centrosome. Lineage: Eukaryota; Metazoa; Chordata; Mammalia; Didelphimorphia; Didelphidae.
CCAGUGGCGCUCAAAGGGGCGGGGUUGGUGUCUGAGCCGGCGCAGUGAUGCGGUAGCGGCGGUUGGAUCUAGAGCUAGGCGGCAUCAAGAAGCGGGAGCCCGGGGAGGAUGAGCCAGCAAGGAGCGGCGCUUCAGAACUACAAUAACGAGCUGGUCAAGUGUAUCGAAGAACUGUGCCAAAAGCGGGAGGAGCUGUGCCGGCAGAUCCAACAGGAGGAGGAUGAGAAGCAAAGGCUCCAGAACGAAGUGCGGCAGCUGACCGAGAAGCUGGCCCGGGUCAAUGAGAACCUGGCCCGGAAGAUCGCCUCCAGAAAUGAGUUUGACCGCACCAUUGCAGAGACCGAAGCCGCUUACCUCAAGAUCCUGGAAAGUUCUCAGACGCUGCUCAGUGUCCUGAAGCGAGAAGCAGGAAAUCUGGGCAAGGUCCCAGGCCAGGACCAGAAGAGCAUGGGCAAGGACAGCUGAGUUGGGACCAUGGGGCUUGCCUAACACUCCCCUCUGUAGGUUCACAGGGGAUUCCUUGAGAGGGAAACUGUUAAUAAAGUACCUUUGUUUUUUCAUAGCUGUGGCAUUUCCCUUCUCUUGCUGUUUCAGGCAUGUGAGAAGACCUUAGCUCCCCAGUACUAAAUGGGUAUUCACUGUUCUCUGGGUGCUUCAUCUAACAUGUCCUAAAGAAAAGGGGUAAUAAUAACAGCCCAGCCACUUGGGGUAGGGGCAAGUAAUGCUCUGCAUGUUCCUGACCUUCCAGGCAGAAGGAAACAUUGGGGAAAGGGGAACAUGGAGAGGACCAGAGGCAGUUUUGCCAGAGAGUUGUCACUGCUGUCCUGGAUCAGCCUUCAGGAUAUUUAUUCCCAGGCCAUGUGCUUCCUUUAAAGCAGAUGGCCAGGCAAAGCCAUUGAUGGUGGGGCUGAGUGGCCAAAAACCCUAACCAGGGACAUGAGCCUUAAUAUAUAUGUAGUCAAUACUUUGCAGUUUUAUGUGUGAAUAAAGAUUUCCUUAUGAUUUUCA